AUGUCUGACCCAAACUGGUGGAAGCUGACGUUCUCCCGCAAGAAGAAGUCCGAAUCAAAGGUCCUGUAUGAGAUCCCGGCGGAGUACGGCAGCAACACCAAAGAACCCGCUGGGGUCGGCGGGGCCACUCCGGAUGCUUCAGAGUUUAGUGCCAGGCUGGAGAAGAUCGUGGACAAGUCAGCCACUAAGGGGCGCCACGUGAAAGUCUCCCACUCUGGACGCUUUAAGGAAAAGAAGAAGGUUCGAGCCACGUUGGCUGAGAACCCUGACCUGUUUGGUGAGCAGAACCUGGCCGAGCAGAACCACAAGAAGAAGAGUGACAAGUAG
Messenger RNA from Nerophis lumbriciformis (worm pipefish), 327 nucleotides. Lineage: Eukaryota; Metazoa; Chordata; Actinopteri; Syngnathiformes; Syngnathidae. The record is from RefSeq and is a predicted model, not a curated record.